AUGUCAGUCGACAAACCGCAGUACCAACAUUUCAUUCCGCAAUUUAUUCUGAGAAACUUCGAUUACCCAUUCGUCUGUCCCAUCGCCCCUCAUAAUGGAAGAAAAUGCAAGAAGCAUCAGCACGAUAAGGGAAAAUACCCUGGCGACCGGGUCGUGAACUGUUUGCAGCUUUUGCCAGAAGGUUUUAAAUUUGAGGAGCAAUCCAUCAAGCGAGUCUGCGGUCUGGAUGAUAUGUACACAGACAAGUCACCAAUGGCAGAGUCUCCUCGAGAACUAGAGGUCAAGUUUAGCAAGCUGGAGGCAGCGGCUAGCCCCAUCAUUCGGAAGAUAAUCGCCUCUCAUCAGCGUGGAGACGAGCACGUCAAAACUACCAGGACACAGCAGACGAUACUACGCAAGUUUGUUUAUCUACUGAAACAACGAAGCUCAGGGUUCUUCAAGACAUACAACUACCAGAGCAUCAAUGACUACAAAGGAAAGGACAAGGAUCUCUUGAAAUUGAUGAUCGUAUUGCGAAGCCAACAUCUUCCAGAACCACACGAGGAUGCGGAUCCUGAACUGAAGGCUGGGCGUCAGCAGCAGCGACAGAUUUUCAUAGACUCGGUUUUCGGCACUGGCACCAAGUCUAUACUUGAAGACCUUCCCGUUCACAAAGCCCUCAAUAAUUACUCGACUUGUGUCAACGGAAGACGGAUGGGACGGCCGGGAUGGGAUGAACAACUUCGCCAAACGGAUAGUUUUUUGUUCCCUUUCUUCAAAAUCUCCACGCGUCAUAUACGGGCCAUAAACGGUCUGCUUCUAGACCAUGCAUUUCACGGUUUAAGCAUCAUAUUCUUCCAAAAGGGUCCAUUCUUAGAUCUUCUAGAAUGGUACCUGAAAGAGCCAUGUGAAGUGGGCAAAAGGCUGAGUGGAGAAUAUGCUCAAGAGCAGAAGAGGUAUAUUGAACAAUUGGCCACUUUCAUGGUUGCUGAAGGGCGAAACGUUACAACAAGUUUCAGAUUUGAGCGAACGUGGCACGAUCUUGAUAUCGAGGCGUUCAAGAAACAGACUAAUGCUACUGCACGAUGGCUUGAAGAGCGUGAGAGUAGCCAUACUGAGAACGAAAAUACUGGAAAGAAAGGGAAACAGACUUCUGAACCUGAGACUGAUGGAAGCUUGGAGGAUACGGAGAGUCGAACAGUGCUCGACAGCGGGACCACAGACAACCAUCAGCCCAAAGACGAGCCCCUGAAAAACGUAACUACACGAUGGCUCAAAGAGCUUGGGGAUAGCCACAACAACAACAAAGGGAAGAACGUUGAAAAGGAAGAGACUCCUCCUCAUGAAGGCGAUGCAAAAGUCCAAGAUACAGUCAUUCAAAAAGCGGCCGAGAGCAUCACAAAAGCCGACGACGAGCCCAACCUAGCAGAAAAGGGCGAAGAUAAUCCACUGGAAAACGAAUGGAUUGCUGAGGUAUACAAUCUAUUCGCAGAAAAAUGGAAAUCUCCACAUGUUCUAUCGGAUGAUGAGACCAAAGCUCUAAAUCUGAAGAAAUCACUAGUCAUGAUCCGCGUCUGGCUCAGAAAUGCCAAACUAGAUUCAGCAGACGACAGACUCGAAACACUACUGGAAGGAUAUCAGUCGCGGCAACCGCCCGUCGUUUUCUGGCUGUUUCUAAAACGAUUCCGGUAUGCCCUAUGGAGUCAGGAGAUUGAGAAUACACCGAAAGACGAUAUUUUUUCAGAGAUAUGGCCCUGGCCGGGACCUGAAGAUGGAUUUCCGAAAUAUCCACUUACAUUUGACCCUCUUGUCCUGAAUCAAGCAAUGUGGAAAACCAUGAUUCGUGAUAUUGCCAUGUCACGGGACCUUGGUGAAAACUUAAGCCUGGUUGCGCUUACAUCACUUUGUUUAAAGAAUCCGAUUUCUGAACGACAACAAUUCUUGGAUUGGAUUACGCAAAUCUUGUUUUACAUGGUUUUCAAUAUCAUCAAGGUGGUUAUUGCUGCUAUACAACACUGCACUGGUUUUAAUGAGACUGUUUAG
Fusarium pseudograminearum CS3096 is the source of this 2022-nucleotide messenger RNA. RefSeq lists its product as uncharacterized. The record is from RefSeq and is a predicted model, not a curated record. NCBI's taxonomy places the organism in Eukaryota, Fungi, Ascomycota, Sordariomycetes, Hypocreales, Nectriaceae. The transcript is spliced from 4 exons. The coding region runs from base 1 to 2022 and encodes 673 amino acids.